AUGAUACUUCAAGUAGGAAUGUUUAGAUCAACGGCUAGAAGCUCAUGCCUUCGGGCGGGGACACGAGCAUUAACGCAGCGUCACUUCUCGGUACAGACGGCCCGUCGGCAAGAAAUUCGAGACGCAUACAUUCUAAGUGCCUCUAGGACGCCUACUGCAAAGUUCAACGGUUCGUUUAUCACAGUCUCUGCGCCACAGCUCGGCGCCGUCGCUAUUAAGUCAGCUCUCGAAAAGUCUAAAGUUCCUAUCGAAAAGAUUACAGAUGUAUAUAUGGGAAAUGUAUUACAAGGUUCUAUCGGACAGGCUCCCGCCAGACAAGCCGUUAUUUUUGCUGGUCUUCCUAAAUCCGUCGAAGCCGUUACUAUCAACAAAGUCUGCGCCUCAGGGUUAAAGGCCGUAGUUUUUGCGGCCCAGAAUAUUCAACUUGGUCUAAGCGAAGCCCAAAUAGCUGGCGGUAUGGAAAAUAUGUCACAAGUUCCGUAUUAUGUCCCUCGUGCCAGUUCUUUACCACCAUUUGGUCACGUCAAAAUGGAGGAUGGCCUUAUCAAGGACGGGUUGACGGACGUAUAUGAUCAGUUUCAUAUGGGUAUCUGCGCCGAGACGACUGCGAAGAAGUAUGAUAUUUCCCGGGAAGCACAAGACCAAUAUGCUAUCCAAUCGUACCAACGAUCCCAGGCUGCGUGGAAGAACAAGGCCUUUGCGGAUGAAAUAGCCCCCGUGACUGUAAAGGGCCGGAAGGGUGAGACCAUCAUCGAUACUGAUGAAGGAUAUUUGGAUAUCAAGUUAGAAAAGGUUCCUACGCUGAAGCCAGCUUUCAUUCGCGACGGCACGGGUACCGUCACUGCUGCGAACUCGUCGACGCUGAAUGAUGGUGCUAGUGCCUUAGUACUGGGAAGCAAAGACAUCGCCAAGGAGUUUGGAGCUGGUUCUAGAGUCCUAGCAAGGAUAUGCGGGUCUGCCGACGCCGCGGUUGAUCCCGUAGACUUCCCUAUCGCACCAGCCAAAGCUGUGCCUAUUGCUCUAGAACGCGCAGGUAUUACAAAAGACCAGGUUGCGAUCUGGGAAUUUAACGAGGCUUUCGCUGCAGUUAUCAAGGCUAACGAGAAGAUUCUCGGUCUAGAGAAAGCUAGAGUAAAUCCUCUAGGUGGUGCGAUCUCUCUAGGUCACGCGCUAGGUAGUUCAGGAUCCCGAAUCCUAACGACAUUACUACAUCAACUUAAGCCAGGGGAGUAUGGUGUUGCCGCUAUUUGCAAUGGAGGUGGUGCGGCUACUGCUAUUGUUGUUCAGCGGAUCGAGUCCGUAUAG
Messenger RNA from Daldinia childiae, 1305 nucleotides. RefSeq names its product Acetyl-CoA acetyltransferase, mitochondrial. The transcript is spliced from 3 exons. Gene Ontology annotation, biological process: fatty acid beta-oxidation. Gene Ontology annotation, molecular function: acetyl-CoA C-acetyltransferase activity. NCBI's taxonomy places the organism in Eukaryota, Fungi, Ascomycota, Sordariomycetes, Xylariales, Hypoxylaceae. The record is from RefSeq and is a predicted model, not a curated record. Bases 1 to 1305 code for a protein of 434 amino acids.